AGAAACCUGAAGGAUGAGAAUACAUUUGGAAUACUCUGUACUGGGAAGAAUAUUCCAGGAACAAAGAACAGCCAUGAGAACAAGAGGUGGAAAGGGGGCUUCACAUAUUCGAGGAGUAGAAGAAAAGAAACAAUGCAAACUGCCAAAAGUCAGAUUUGCUGCCAAAUGUGAAGGGGCACGGAAAAAUGUACCAAACGUUUUCCUCACUAUCAUUCACAAAAUAUUGGUUUUGGCUUAUCAGUUGUCAGGAUGGGUUAAAGAUGGAUCUGAGGUGUCCCAGACCAUUAUCUAUCUUCUCACCCCAUUUUCUAGCCCCUUCCGUGAGAAGGGAAAUCUACUGUCCAGAGUCAAGUCCUGUGAAAGUGAACAAAGGAAACCUUAUUUGAAAUGGAGUGGGGAGGCCAUAAAGGGACACUUCGUUGCAGCUUAUGGAACCAGCAGGAAGAAGGCCGUUUCUUCCCUUCUUGCCUCAGCCACAGCAACUGCCCUCUCUCUGCUCAUUGCCAAUAAGAAUCUGCCCAAACUUCAAACUCUUGCUCUCCACCAAUGGACUCCUGUUCAAAACACCCCUCCCCAUUUCCUCCUGGAACUCAAUAAUAAAACUGAUUGCCCUUUUGCCUCUUCAGACUUGCCUACGGUUUGCCAUAGUUUACAUGUCCCAAAUUGCAAUUCCUCUGUUAUUCCCAAAUAAACUCACUUGUUCU
This is a messenger RNA of Myotis myotis, 704 nucleotides long. RefSeq lists its product as uncharacterized. NCBI's taxonomy places the organism in Eukaryota, Metazoa, Chordata, Mammalia, Chiroptera, Vespertilionidae. Bases 14 to 691 code for a protein of 225 amino acids. The transcript is spliced from 2 exons. The record is from RefSeq and is a predicted model, not a curated record.